UGAUUGAACUAUUAAUAAUAUAAUUUGAAUUUUGUAAAACCGUGCAAUGGAGGCAAAGAUUUUCAUGGCUAGAGUAGCAGACCAGGCUGAGAGAUACGUCGAUAUGGUCGACUUCCUUGAGCAAAUCGUUGAUGAUAGUGAGGGCGAUGUCAACACUGACGUUAGAAACCUUCUUAGUGUUGGAUUUAAGAAUUUAAUCUCUGGACAAAGAUCAGCAUGGAAGACAGUUCAAGCUAUUGAGCAGAACAAGAAGUAUGCUGACUACCAAUCUGACUGUGAGAGCUACAGAGGAAAGAUCGGAGAGGAGCUAGCUUCUAACUGUGAGAAAGUUAUCAAUAUUGUGAAGGACAAAUGCCUUCAAAAGGCUCAAGAAGACGAAGCCAAGGUAUUCUAUUUGAAAAUGAUCGGUGAUUACUACAGAUAUACUGCUGAAUCCGCAACUGGAGACCAACUUGCUGCAGUAACUGAAAAUGCUCUCAAAUACUACGAUGAGGCAACUAAGGCAGGAGACAAUUUGAAGCCAUAUAACUCAACCAAAUUGGGUUUGGCUCUCAACUUCUCAGUCUUCUAUUAUGAAUUGAAGAAUGACUCCUCCAAGGCAUGCUCAAUUGCUGAAGAAUCCUUGAAUGGAGCCAAGGAGAAGAUCGAUGAAAUGGACAACGAAGAGGCAAGAGAUGCCCUUUCCAUCAUCGAGCUCCUUAAGGAGAACCUCGACCUCUGGAAGGAAGAGGAAGCCAAUGGCGAUGACGACGAAUAAGUCAUGUAAUCUUUCAUCAGCUUAACAAGCUUAC
This is a messenger RNA of Moneuplotes crassus, 791 nucleotides long. NCBI's taxonomy places the organism in Eukaryota, Ciliophora, Spirotrichea, Euplotida, Euplotidae. The record is from the annotation of a GenBank genome assembly.